Molecule: messenger RNA, 7126 nt
Organism: Solea senegalensis (Senegalese sole)
Lineage: Eukaryota; Metazoa; Chordata; Actinopteri; Pleuronectiformes; Soleidae
Gene: itprid2
Product: ITPR interacting domain containing 2
Exons: 22
Coding region: 203-4456 (1417 amino acids)
Molecular function (GO): signaling receptor binding
Source: RefSeq, a predicted model, not a curated record
CUGAAGCUGGUUUCAGACUUUCAGGAAGCGGAAGCAGGAAUGUUGGAGUGUUUUUUAGAAAAGUUUGGAGUCUGGACACUUUGACAGUUUCGGGAGCAGAGACAUACGCUGCGGAGAAACAUGACGGUGUGCUACCCUGUUGCUGAUGUUACUGUAGAGUUCUCACUCUGCUCUGACUGACUGAAACUAUCCACACACAGACAUGGAGAGUGGAGCUCUGGAAAUUGAAACCACUACUAUUCCAGAUCCCCGGAAGCAGCCAAACUGCAGCAUAGCCUCUCUGCGGCGCCGGGCAUGGGCUCAGAGCAAAGAUUCCAUUUGGCACGAAUCAGACCAGGAGCACAGUGGCCCCCAGAGUCCUGAAGAGAACCAGAGCGACGGAGAUGCACAGACAGCCUCAGAAGAAGCAGGGCAAGUUCCUAACAAGAUCACCAGCUGGCUGAUAGAAUGCGGGACUCCCAUUAGAGCCUCUCUAGAUGAUCAGAGUGCUUCUCCCAACAGAGGAGUGCUGAGGAACGGCUGCAGCUUUGAAGAUGACCUUUCGCUGGGAGCUGAAGCCAACCAUCUUCAGUCCAGUAACAAGAAAGCUGAUUCCUGUUUUGGCUUUGCUGCGGAACAGAAGAGGAGUCAGUAUAAGGAAAGAGGAAGAAGUAUGAACUCGACAGGAUCUGGGAAGAGCAGCACCGUGUCCAGUGUGUCAGAGCUGUUGGACCUAUACGAGGAGGAUCCUGAAGAAAUUUUAUUAAAUCUUGGCUUUGGUCGAGAAGAACCCGACCUCGCCUCGAAGGUUCCUUCCAGGUUUUUGAAUGGCUUCUCCUCCGCACGAGGCAUUGACAUCAAGGUUUACCUGGGAGCCCAGAUGCAGCGCAUGGAGCUGGAGAACCCCAACUACGCUUUGACGAGUCGAUUCCGUCAGAUCGAGGUCUUAACCACAGUAGCUAACGAGUUCUUCCAGCUCUACAGUCAGGUCUCUGGUCAACCUGUUGAACGUAUCAGCUCCAGGGACCAAGGAGAUGGAGGAGAAGAAAAACCUGAUGAGCCAUCGCCUGUUCUGAAGAGAGGAAGCUCAGCUCGGAAUGUCGCCAAAUUCCUCAAGAAAACCAUCACCAAACACAACCUGCUUGCGGCUGCAUCACCCGAAGAUCAAGCACCUAGCAAGCAAACACGGCUGAAUGGACACACACCCUCUGAUAACUUGCUCACCAAUGGUCACACAAAUGUGGGUCCAGAACAGGACACCCCCACUACCAAUCCUGACCACCAGGUGGAGACAGCCAGCCAGAAACAUAACCGCAAGAAAGACAGCUGUUCCUUGGCAACUGUUACAGAAGAAACCAAUGGGGAUGGAGAAAAGGAUUGCCUGACGGACAACAAUCCUCAACAGAGCCAGACUCGACCAGCAACCAAUGGAGAGUGUCAACCAGGGUCAGCUGAUCUUCAGUCCACCAAUCAGAGAACAGAAGUGGGACCUCGGGUGGUCAAAGAGGAAAAGAGUCUGACCUCAACGCCAGUGAAAGCUCCGCCAGUGAAAGCUCCUCAGACUCUGACCCCACCUCAGCUGGCCCAACUUCGUAAUGAAAAUGCAGAGUCCUUCGAUAUGGAGGAGAUCCAGAGUAACGAUGAUGAGGGUCUGCCAUCCAGAACUUCCAGAGCCACAGAUCUCUUAAGGACAGUCAGUCAGCAGUCGGACAGCAGUGGUUUUGCUGAAGAGCCUUCAGCAGACUCCAACAGCUACCUCAAGGUACAGGAAAGUUGUGACAGCUGUGACAGCGAGACAACUGUGACAUCGCACCCAUCCCAAGAUGUGGCCACGCCCCUUGCUGUGGACCAACCAGCAUUUGAUUUGCCAGAUUGCAGAGGAGAGGAGCCAGAGCCUGGUGGUGCUGGUGGUGCAGCUAAUGGAAGGAGUAGCUCCAGGGAAGAAGAUGGGGAGAAUGAAAGUUCAGAGCAGAUUCUACAGUAUACAGCUCACUAUUUCCCCAAGAACAAACCAAUAGAAAUUCAGCAGGACACAACCCAAGAGGACGAGAACCCAGCUGUAGAGGGGGACAGAACUGAUCCACAAGAAGAGACAGAACCAGAAACACAACAAGUAAUAGAAACAGAAACACUAGUAAUAGAAACAGAAACACAGCAAGUAAUCGAAACAGAAACGCAACCAAAUUUGGAACUACAAAUUGAACCACUACCAGACACAGAAACAGAGGUUCCCCAUAGUAUGUCUGCUGCAGAGAAUGAACCACAACUCACUCAGAACCAUACUGAGACCACCACAGACACAGAGCCACCCAUAGUGGGAGAGGAUGUUAAUGACACGUCUCAAGAUGAGCCUGCAUUAUCUAACAGUAUUGAUGAAUGUUCACUACCUGUUCCAUCUUCUCCAGUUCUCGGUGCUCUGAUUCGAGCCAAACAGAGCUCCCUGAGCAGGACGAGAAUGCACAUCGACUCUACUGAGACACCCCAAGGCCCAAGGAGAGGACGAGGAAGACGUGGCAUCCCAAUGCAGAGGUCCUCCUCUCUGCCCUCCUCAGUCCUCUCCCCAUCCAGGGUUGUGUCCUCUGUCAGGAUCCAGUUCGGACAAGGCCAGACAUCCUGCACUCUUCCCAGAUACUCUUUCAGAUACACCCAGACAGAUGGAAAGGACAAGGAAGUAGAGGAGGUAGAGAAGGAGACAGAUGAUGGUCAAACUAACUGUCUGUCUACUCUGGUAAUAAAUCCUGCUUUAUCAACCAGCUCCAACAACCAAGCCCCGAGGCUAAACACAGAUGCCUCUAUCCCACCGAAACCCAUUCCACGCUACCUGUUGAGGUCAUCCUGCUCCCUAAACAGCUCCAGUCCUCCCCCUGAUUGGUCACCAAGUGGCCCUUCCCACUGCUGGAGCACUCAAAGCAUCCCAGAUCUCUCAUCCCAUCAGCAGCCUCCAGGCCACUUCCAAAAUAACAUUUGCACCAACCAAAACCAACAAAGUUGGAAUCAAGGGCAGAUGAUGUUCCCUUAUUCAAAUCCUACUCCUACUACUCAAUAUGUAAACCCAAGCCCACAUCCUAGUCCUAGUCCUAGUCAUAAUCCUAGCCCAUACCCCUUUACUGUGAACCCUCCUCUGUAUUAUCCUCUUCAGCCAUAUGCCAGUCUACCCAACCUUCAUCACCCCUACAGUCAUUCAAUGACCCACCAUUCCAGUUUGAGCAGUCUCCACCAGCCCGCAACUCCCACUGCCCCUUUGCACAGUAGCCUCUCCAAUUUACAUCAGCCCGCUUCUUCCAUCGCUCCUCAACACAUCAAUCUAGGUAGCCUGCAUCCCGAUACUCCCAUAAUACACCACCAGGGCUAUAACCAUCCAUUCAGUCAUCAGUCACCAUACCAUACCUCACCUCAUGGCUCACAGUUUGCUUCACCUUACUUUGCUUACCCUGGCUACAAUACAACCCCCCACCCAGCAUUCCCCCACUCUGCCACCCCGUAUCCACUGGUGCCCCCACAGCAUGGUUUCCACCAAAGUCUUGCUCCCCCUGCUCCAGGCUUCCUCCCAGGCUUGGCCUCACCUUUAGACCAAGGCAACAGCCUCCCCCCAGGGUUCCCUCCUCCUGUCGCUCCAGGUCUGGGACACAGCCAUGGCCCAUCCAACACCGAGAUGCAGCUAAGGAAAGUUCUACAUGAUAUCAGAGGAACAGUUCAGAGUCUGAGUCAGAACCGAGCCAACACUCCAGACACAUUGAGUGAGCACCCAUCUGCUGUUUCCAGUCAACAGUCUUUGGCAGAGUUUCAGCACAAGAGGUGGAGUCUGAACUUGUUCCGCAGUCAGAUGAUGGAUCUGGAGCUGUCAAUCAUUCGACAGCAAGCUCAGGUCUACAAACACCUGAGCCCUGCUGACAGGUUGGAGGUGGAGCAACUUCACUCUCUAAGAUCAGCCGUUAGAGAGCAACUGCAGGAGUUGGAACAACAGCUGGAAGACCGACUGACACAACACAGGGGUCUCCACAGAGACAGCAGUGUUGACAGUCUGUCUACCGCCUCUGCACUAAGAGCCAUGGAGCCGAUGUCAGACCUCCUCAGAGAGCAGGAUUUCCUCCAAUCAGAGCUCAGCUAUGAUGGUCACACUCCCUCCACCACCGUCUCCUCCCGAUUGUCCAGUCCGGUGCUAGGGGCUGGAAGAGACGAAGAACAGGGACAAGGCGUGUACCGGGCAUCAAUCAACAUUACACCUGUCCCUCCACCUCGAGCCAUAACACACACACAGGAAGAGGAGGUGGAGAGGAAGGAGGGAGUAAGAGAGGAAGAGGGGAAAGCUCCCAAGGACAGACUAACAGGUGGAGUCGGGUCGGAGAAUCUUCAGCAGCUCAUCAGAGAGAUUCGAGAAAGCGUAGCAGAGGAGGUCCGGCGGGAGAUCUUAAGUGAGUUGCUGGCUGCCGUUUCAAUGCGGGAAUCGCCCCUGCCCGUCAGUCAACACCCUCUAUAGUCAUUGUAACAGUAGAGCACUGCUAUUUUGGCCUUCAGCCUGAGCAGCACCACUGUCUGUCUAUAACACUGUAAAGCCGAGUAACACUGUCUGCGUGGAACACUAUUUGUCUGUAACACUGUAUGUCUGUAACACUGAUGCUAAAAUGAACACUUACAUGUGAUGAGCCCCCGCCCACCUCACUCGUAGCCCGCUCUGCUCUUAUCGAGCAUGGUCCUUGGUAAGAGGUGGAGGACGAAGCCUCAGACAGAAAACUAUGGAGGACGUUUACACUGUCCAAUAUGUUCGACUGAGAUGGUAUGAUGCAUGCUGGGAACGCUAAUCUGGGCCAGCCCGUUCAUGUCUCCUCCUCCAUCAUUUGCUGUGAGCCAUCAAAAAUGUGUUCUGUUUCCCACAACUGAUUUUCUUUUUCGAAACUGUUGUGAGCCUUCGUAAGCCAGGCCUAAAACUGCGACCACUGCCACUAAUGCUAUGACUACAACUGCUACCACUGCUAUCUAUACUGCUGCCAUUACCACCGCUGCUAAUCCCACUCCUGAAUAUGUCCUGCUAUUUUUCCCACAUAAUACAGCUCAACCACAAAUAAAUAAUAAUAAUAAUAAUAAAUGACAUUCAUAAUAAUAAUAACAACGAUGUUGAUCAUCAGGGAGAAAGCGCACCGUUGGAUUAUUUUCUUUUAAUCUGUGCACUCGUGCAUUUAAUAAGUGUCAUUCCCUUCUGUGUGCUGAGGCUCAAACUGAGUGCUGUUAUUUUUGAAAGUUACUCAUUCCACGCACAUUUCAGCUUCACAGGACGGGUGUUUAGAUUGUUUUAAAGUGAGCAAUUCAUUCAUUAUCAUUGUGCAUUUGUCAACAUUCCCUCAUUAUCAUCAUCACCACUACCAUCUUCUCCUUCACAGCUGAUUCUGUCAAUAUCCAUGUUUUCUCUGAUGUGAUCACAGCACUGUUAUACAGUGUACAGAAACAUUUUAAACUGAGGUUGUCUUCUGGAAAAAGUCGGUACACAUGAGGUUCACUCACACCCUCAGCAGGGUUAGCUAACACUAGCUCCAUUGCUAACUGCUGCUACAUUAUUUCCCUCCUACAUUUCUAUCUCCAAACCUGUAAACAAGACUGUACAGGCACAGUACAUCAGACAGUGUUAUUGGAGGCGGUAUUUCCCCCCCAACUUCCAGUCAUUUUGCUAAGCUAGGCUUAACAAAUCCUGAUAUCUAUUUUUUUUAUGUGUGACAGUUCCUUUAAAGGUCCAGUGUGUAUGAUAUAUGCAUAUUGCAACAACUCCUCCACUCACCUUUCCCUUUCCCAAGUGUGCUUCUGUUCUUAAUUUACAAAAACGUGAAACGCACACACUGGUAUGUUUGUGUGGUCCAGCAGAUGUUGAACUAUUGACACGAUUGAGCAAGAUGGCAGCCACUUGUACACACAUAUUAAUAGGUAGCAUUUUCUAUUUCUGCCAGUAAACCCUCCCAAAUGUUAGAUACUGGACCUUUUGAAACUUAUUGGUUGUAAACAAGCAGGUGAUGAGAUUAGUGUGUGAGGUCAGAGUGGAGGUCAGACUUAGAGGUCAAAAGGAUGCUUAAUGGCUGCAGCAGGUCUUUGCAAGUUGUCAUAGUGAUGGUGGCGAUGAUGAUAUAAUGACCAAUCAAAGAGUUGUGAGAGAGAAAUAUUAGCGGUGUGAGCAUGUUAGCUUCACGCUGUCUGAUGACAAUUCUGUGCAAUAAUACAAACAUGGUAUUUUCCUAAUAACAAAUAUUAUAGUUAAUAAAUGAUCACUAAAUCACUGCUAACAUUUCAGAUGUGAUUGUCCUCUUCCACUUAAAUGCAAACUGUCUACCUGCAUGUCUAAUACAAUAGAAACUAUGGUUUUCUUUACUUUUCACAUAGACUCGACUAAACUGAACAGUCAAUAAUCAAUCACUCGCCAUCAAGCAUGUGUGUGCUGUAUGUGUGGUCACUCAAAAUGUAUGUAUGGACAGUUACUGACGACAGGAAAGUCUCAGUAGUUGAGGUUACACACUUGGCACACACUGUAGCUGAGUGUAAUUGUCCCAUCAGUCCCCCCCUUUUUUAACUCUUUUUUUAAGAAAUAAUGAUUCUGCAAAAAAAACAUUCACACAGACUCACUUUAGGUAUUUUGAUAUUGUCUACUGAAAGCUGAACUUUAUGUACAUUAGUGUUCAUUCAUUGAUCUAUGGGAGCAAUAUGAAGAAAAUCACUAUCAAAGGUCCACUUACUAUAAUCUGGAGUGUUUAUUCAGCAUGUGGGUUUGGCUUAGGUGUCACCACGAGAGCUAAAUGUGAACUUUCAAUCAUGUGAAUUAUUCAAAUAAUUAGGUAUUUUUGACCUUUGAUCUUCGAUUCUCUUCAUCGUUAAUUGAUUUUGUGUUUGUAGAAAACCUGUUUUGUUUUUUGCCAUGUUUUUCGCCUGUGUUGGACAAACACUCACUGUGAGCUCAGAGGCUCGUCAUGCUUUUCUCCUUUUCUUUGUAUUUUUAUACUGAUCAAGGAUCCUUCACACACUUUUAAUUACACUUAACUGUUUGACUGUUGGUGUCUAUUAAUUUCUAUUGAUGCCUGUUAUAGUGAUGUGUGUUUUGUACCGAUGUCAGUGGGAUGCAGGGAGGGAUCACUCUGUAGAGAUGAGAAUAAUAAAGACGUAUUUAUUUUCAGUA